CUGGCUUUCCAAACUGUCACUUGGUGUUCAGCCAAUUUCAGCACAGCAGAGCACCUCUCUUCCUCUCUGUCUCUGUCUCUCCUUUUUUCUUUCCGUGUCUAGUGCUCCUUGUUUCUGCUUGCUGGUUGCUAGAACACCCAAGCCUUGCACUGAAGUCAGUGUUGAGAUUUUUGUAAUUUCUUUCAUGUACUGAGGCCCAGCUACCUGCUGCCCAGGACUUCAAUCGUUCAGUAGUUGUUGGAUAUCGAAAACAAGAAUACAGGAAUGUCUGAUGGUGGAUUCUGCGAAACGAGGUUAGUUGGUGAUGACGAUAUACAAAAAACCGGUCCUGUCAACCACCAAGGUCGAGAUGUUUCCCAAACAUCAUUGGACAGAGCUGAAGGACAACAUGUAUCUCUUGAUCUGACUGGAGGCGAUGAGGUGAAGGAUCACGGUAAAACAGCUGCUACUCCUCAGCCGAAACUCAAUCUUGUCCUAUGCCUUGCUGCAUUAGCAUCAUCAAUCGGCUCAGCUUGUCAAUUUGGUUACGCCAUUGGCAUGCUCAAUGUCAUUCGUCCUAUCAUCAUUUCCGAAUUUCAAGACAAUACAACAUGCAGUGUGGACUUCAACGCCAACGAAGAUUCCACAGCAGAAUCUAACACCAGUUUUCAGUGGGCCACUGCCGCCAUGUGUGUAGGAGGUCUGUUUGCAUCAAUUAUCGCUGGUCCACUCUCGGAUCGAUAUGGCCGUCGGACAGUGCUGUUAGGCAACAACCUCUUUGCAUUCAUCGGAGGCUUUAUGAUGGUGUUUGCACCGAGUUUUGAUAUUCUGAUAGUCGGUCGAGUGUUUCAAGGUAUUUCAGCUGGCAUUGGACUCGUAGUUAUUGCUAAUUACCUGGGUGAGAUUGGGCCCACGGCAUUACGGGGUACCAUGGGUGCCAGUGGGCAGGUUCUACUCUCAUUCUUUGUCUUCUUUGCUACACUGGUUGGCCUGCCACAACUGUUUGGUACAUGCAAGUUGUGGAGAGUUGUUCUCGGAGGACCUAUUCUGUUUGCUACCAUACAGCUAGCCGUGUUGCCAUUCUUCCCAGAAAGUCCAAGGUUUCUGUUUCUGACUAAGAAUGACCCGGAAGCAACCAGAGCUGCACUCUUAAAGCUACGUGACAAGGAUGCUAACGUUGAAGCGGAAAUAGAAGAACUUGUGGCAGAAAAGGCUGCUGGUAGCUUCGCUGUGAAUAUGUCUGCCUUGGAGGUAUUGACGAGCAGAAAUUUGCGAUCUCGCCUGUUCCUGAUUGCUAUAAUGCAUGCUUCACAGCAACUUUCAGGUAUCAAUGGUGUGUUUUUCUAUGGUUCUGCCAUUUACUCAUCAGCUGGCUUGAACAAUGUGGCUGUCAUCUCUCUCAUUCCUGGAAUUGCCGGCGUUGUCUUUACGUUUGUCUCCUUCAAGAUAGUUGACCGUUUAGGACGUCGGAAGAUGAUGAUCAUCGGCCUUGCUGGUCUCCUCUUUAGUCAUCUAUUGAUGACAGCUGGCUUUGGACUGAACAAGAGGUUCUUUGAUGGCGUGAAGGGUUCCAACUGGACGUCAGCGCUCACCAUAUCUGGCUCACUUGGUGUUGUCGUGUUCUUUUCGCUAGGACCCGGGCCAAUUCCCUGGCUGUCUGUGGUGGAGCUGUUCCCUCCCAGCUCCUUAGCCACCGGUUUCGUCAUUGCCGGUGUCACAAACUGGACUAUGAACUUUCUUGUUGGCCAGUUCUUUCUGCAAAUCCUUCUGGAGCUAGAUCCCUAUGGAUUCCUAGUGUUUGCUGGUUUGGCUGCGCUUUUCCUUGUAUCCAUUUUCUUCUUACUCCCGGAGACGAAGGGACUACCAAUUGAACAAGUUGAUUCCUAUUUUAGGCAAAAGGUUGCAAAAUCAUCUGGCUGUGCAAUUGUGAUUCCCGUUGGUGAUGGCAACAUUCGUGACCAUACUGCUGAAGCCUCAAGUAGGUCAGGCAUUACUACAGCGGCAAUGUCCGUGAAAGUGCAGGUCAUUGGAAAUAGCUCUACGAGUGACGAUCGCGUAGUUUUCCUGUCGGAAGACGACGACGACGAUGCUACUACAGAGAAAACCGGUCUGCUCUCAAGCCACUCACAGGGCAGCUCGCGGAAAGCGCAGUCGAGUGAGUCCUCCAUCAACUGGCGUUUGCUCGGUGCAACCCUAGCAGCUCUUAUUGGUUCGUCGGCACAAUUCGGCUAUGGCAUAGCUGUAUUGAAUAACGUGCGUCCGGUGAUCAUAUCAGACUUUCAAAGCAACACAACCUGUUCUCCAGACUAUGAUGUAGACAAUAAAGCCACAACGUCAUCAAGACGAAUGUUUGAGCUAGCAACUGCAGUAUUCUGUGUUGGAGGACUCUUUGGAUCUUUGGCUGGUGGCUGGCUGGCUGAUUUUGCUGGAAGGAAAUAUUCUCUACUCGUGAACAAUUUGUUUUCCAUUGCUGGAGUGCUCAUAAUGGCCUUUUCUUCCACAUAUAGCAUGCUGAUUGGAGGGCGAUUUGUGGAGGGCUUUUCGUCUGGUAUCGCCAUGGUUGUGGUGUCAGCGUAUAUCGGUGAGAUUGCUCCCACAUCUGUCCGCGGUGCUAUCGGCACACUGAAUCAGCUGACGAUCUCGACCUUCAUUUUGGUGUCGACAGCUCUGGGCCUGCCGUAUGUGCUGGGGUCAUGUUCACUUUGGUCGUGGGUUGUUGGCGGUCCGGUUGUGUUGGCUGUGUUACAGCUUAUCAGUCUACCGUUCUUCCCUCGCUCACCAAGAUAUUUAUACAUUGACAAGAACCAGCCGGAUGCAGCGGCCGAGGCCCUGCGUCGACUUCGACCGCCAGAGCACGACGUGGGUGAAGAGCUAGGUGAAAUGCGGAGCGAGAAAGAGAGACAAGACCGACUUCCGCGCAUAAACUUUCUUCAGGUUCUCCUUCACCGCAAAUUUCGAUUUCGCUUGAUGCUGACAGCUGUAUUGCACACGUCGCAGCAGUUCACUGGUAUCAAUGGUGUAUUCUACUACAGUUCAGCUAUUUACACUUCAGCUGGGUUGAGCCACGUGGCUUUGUUUGCUCUUUUACCGGCCGUACUGAAUGUUGCCUUUGUGAUUGUCUCGGUAAAGCUAAUGGACCGGUUGGGUCGUCGUAGCUUGAUGUUGACAGGUCUUGGUGGAAUGUGCUUUUCCUAUGUGAUUUUAACUGCUGGCUUGUGUUUCGAGGAUGGCUUCUUCGGUUCUUCGGACAGUUCACAGGCUUCUGGUGGUAACUGGACAGCUGUAUUUUCUAUCGCCGGCUCUCUUGGUGUAGUUGCUUUUUUCUCUAUUGGGCCUGGUCCUGUUCCGUGGAUGAUUGUCAACGAGCUGUUCCCGCAGAACACACGUGCCACUGCGUACGCGUUUGCAGGUGUGGUGAACUGGACAGCGAAUUACCUGAUCGGGCAGUUCUACUUGAGCAUACUGGAGAGCACGCACCCGUACGGAUUCAGCGUGUUUGCGGCAAUCAGUCUGCUUUACACUGUACUGAUAUACUACUUACAGCCAGAGACUAAGGGCAAGAAGAUCGAUGAGAUCGAUGCUUACUUUAUCAACCGGGUGAAUGAUGAUGAAGGUAUGGCAAAGGCAACAGCGGGUUUAGGCUGUUGUUUCAGUGCUGGCAAAGACACUGUAUCAUAGACAAGAAGACUGAGUCAUCGUAAUCUUACAUUUCACUAAUUUCUUAUAAGAAAUUCUUAAAAGUGGUACCUUUGGUGAAGAUUAUACUGGUGGGAAAGUUGGCUGCGUGCCCUAUGUUGGGAGCAACCAACCCUCUCAAAGUAUAUAUAUUUUCCUAUUCUUGUUGCAUUGCCAUUGGUUCUUGCAGCUUGUAGUGCUCUGGCAGCCUACUGACUUUUUUUAUUUAUGCAAUUAUGGAAAUAGAAUGUCUUUUGAGAAUUUUUUACUAAGAUUUUGCCCUUUAAAAAAAAGUAAUAUUGGCAAUUAACCAGUUUUUUUAAUGGUGCUGUGCAUCCUACUCUUAUCUGUCUUUUCUUGAUUUACAUUGAAAACAGUCACUCACAGUAACCACACCACCACCACCAACACUUUUUUGUUUUGUUUAUUUAAACGGAUGUAUGUGACAGGACGAUACUUGCUACUCGUUAUUGCAUGUUUGAACUAUUAGAUUUGAAGCCUACGAGUCAGUAAGAUGUUCUCGUGUCCCAAAUCCUCUUUUGUUACAAAGAUUGUUACAAAGAUUUAUUUAAACGUUCAGCCGGGACAACA
Molecule: messenger RNA, 4245 nt
Organism: Sycon ciliatum
Lineage: Eukaryota; Metazoa; Porifera; Calcarea; Leucosolenida; Sycettidae
Exons: 2
Coding region: 265-3657 (1130 amino acids)
Biological process (GO): monosaccharide transmembrane transport
Cellular component (GO): membrane
Molecular function (GO): hexose transmembrane transporter activity
Source: RefSeq, a predicted model, not a curated record